CUCUUCCAACUCUCAGAAAAAGUCAGCAAAGCCAACGACCACAAAGACGGCAACAUGGUGGGCAUAAGCAGGUAAGACAGCAACAUGGUGGGCAUAAGCAGGUAAGACAGCAACAUGGUGGGCAUAAGCAGGUAAGACAGCAACAUGGUGGGCAUAAGCAGGUAAGACAGCAACAUGGUGGGCAUAAGCAGGUAAGACAGCAACAUGGUGGGCAUAAGCAGGUAAGACAGCAACAUGGUGGGCAUAAGCAGGUAAAACAGCAACAUGGUGGGCAUAAGCAGGUAAAACAGCAACAUGGUGGGCAUAAGCAGCCCCUUCAUGGACGAGCGUUUCAGACAAUCCCCCUUCAGCCAGCGCUCCAAGUCCUCCUCCCCCGCAGAGGCCAGCUCCUCUGCUAGGACAGCCCUCCACGACCCAGAGAAGGACACUGGAGAGCCGGGGGGGAACGGGAUGUCCCAGGGGAUACUGAGCAGUCAGCAGCUCUACCCCUGUCCUGUCUGUGGCAAGGUGUUUGGCAGACAGCAGACCCUGUCCAGACACCUGUCUCUACACACAGGUGAGUCCACUAACACACACACACUCCCUGUGUAUGUUGUGACGUGUCUUGUCAACGUUCCCUUGGCGUGUGUGUGACUGUGUGUGUAAUACCCUGUAAAAAGUAAAUAAGGUUUACUAGACUGGAUUACCCUCUCCUUUAAAGAGAUUACCACCAUGAUUAGUCUCAGUGGGAAAACUGCCCGCCUAAUUACCAAGCCAGAAGGCUGCUCUGCAUCCCAGUACACACACUGGACGCAAUGGACACACAAACACGGACAGACGCAAUAUUGGAUGC
Oncorhynchus keta (chum salmon) is the source of this 832-nucleotide messenger RNA. Its product is annotated as zinc finger protein 827-like. NCBI's taxonomy places the organism in Eukaryota, Metazoa, Chordata, Actinopteri, Salmoniformes, Salmonidae. The coding region runs from base 295 to 633 and encodes 112 amino acids. The record is from RefSeq and is a predicted model, not a curated record. The transcript is spliced from 6 exons.